Messenger RNA from Gadus macrocephalus (Pacific cod), 2566 nucleotides. RefSeq names its product perforin-1-like. Lineage: Eukaryota; Metazoa; Chordata; Actinopteri; Gadiformes; Gadidae. The transcript has 5 exons. The coding region runs from base 127 to 1698 and encodes 523 amino acids. The record is from RefSeq and is a predicted model, not a curated record.
UCCAGAGGCGUGCCCAGCGAUGAAAAAACAUCCAGUCGUAUUUUCUCGGCGAAGGAUGUCAUACUGUCCGAAAGGAAAGAACAGACCAUUAAAAGGGCAUUAAGAAAAAACACCAUUCAAGUUACCAUGGCCACACUACCAAGCAGGCGAUUCUGUCUGUUGGCUUCGGCGAUGGCGCUGUUCAUCCUGGAGGCUGAGGGCUGUCGUGUUGGCAACUGGUCCGAGUGUGAAAAGGUUCCCUUCGUCCCGGGCCACAACCUGGCCGGUGAAGGUUUUGACGUUGUGCGGAUGCGUCGAACCGGGGCGUACGUCAUCAACGUCAAAGAUCACCUGAGCGCCAAUCGCACCUGCACGCUCUGUCCCAAUCGAUUCCACGCCGGACAGGUGGAGAAGCUCCCAGCGGUGGUGUUGGACUGGCGGCAUUUCAGACACUGCAGGAAGCAGCUCUCCGGCGCCCUGCACCACUCAGUGGACUCCCUGAUUAAGAGCUCCAGCUCCAUGGUUAAAAAUACCUGGGGCGUAGGUCUGAGCCUGGAGGAUGUGGGCAAGGCCGUGCUUGGCGGUAGCCGCUCAGAAAUGGCCAAGUUCGCCCAUUCGCAGAACAGCUUGGACAAGGCCACGUUCGCUGUCCACGAGAUCAGCUGUACCUACUACAGCUACAGACUUGCUGACCACCCUCAGCUCAGCAAAGAGUUCUCCAAUCAUCUGAGACGCCUCCCACAGAGCUCUGGUUCUCCCAAGAACAGAGCACUAUACAGACGACUUAUAGACACCUACGGAACACACUACAUACACCAGGUGAAACUCGGUGGUACAGUAAGGAGAGUCACGGCCUUCAGGACCUGCCUGGCCACAUUGAAGGGUUUCUCAGAGUUUGAGAUCAAGAACUGCCUGAAUAUUGAACUGAAGAUGUCCCUGGGUUUCCUACCCCCCAACACCUCCUUCUCCAACACCUUCUCCAACAAAUGUGAUACCCUCAUCAAGGGCAACGUGAACAUGGGCUUCUACCAAGGAUUCAUGACCCACAAGAUCGAAGUCAUUGGUGGAGAGAGGUAUUUCCCAGGCAUCCCCUAUGACCAAGAUCCAUCAGAGUCCUACCACAGCUGGAUCAACAGCCUCCAUGACAAUCCUGAUGUGGUUUCCUAUGCCAUAUUCCCUCUGCACCAUCUGGUGGAAGACCCAGAGGUCAAGGAGAACCUCAAGAGUUUUGUCACGGAAUACAUCAAGGAAAACCGGCUUAAGGAAGAACACCUGGGUCCUAAGAACUGUUCCCCGAGCCCAAACCUGGACCACAACUGCUGCCCGCUCCGGGCAGGAAGGGGGACGCUGAAGUUGGAGAUUCACCGAGCAGCAGGUCUAAUUGGGGACCGAUUCACACAGGCCGACGCCUAUGUGAAGAUCUUCUACAACAACAUUUAUGAGGAGACGGUGACGGUGAUGGACGACGAUGACCCCGUGUGGAACGCCAAGUACGACUUUGGCUCUGUGGAGAUGGGCUAUCAGCUGCGGUUCGAGGUGUGGGAGAGGGAUGUGUUCUUUGAUGACGAGGCAGGGAGAUGCGUGGUCUUCCCAGAGCGAGGCACUCACUCUCUGAGCUGUCAAUUAAACAAGGGAGUUCUGUACUUCACCUACACUUCAACUUGUGAUCCCCACCUUAUCGGCGACAGGUGCGGACGUUACUCGCCCAAUGCAGAGUAGAUGAAUGUACUCGUACUUUUUUUAAAUCUAUGGGAUUAUUGGUAUAUUAUAUAUACUAGAGUUUCCGCACGCGCAUUGCAAGCUCAACCUCAAGUUGUAAUUAAACCCAUAACAAUAAUGUGGAAACCCCAGUCGAUAAUGAAACAAAUUUCUGAGCGCAGAAUAUAAUAACAUUUUGGCUAUAAUGUUAAAACAUAAUAUUUUGAUUCACCUAUUAAGUAAGAAGCAAGCAUAAUAAUUGUCUCCUCACGUUAUUAAGCAUGCAUAAUCAUUUUCUACCUAUAAGCCGUUUUCACAAAUUUUUGCCGCAUUAGUAUAUCGGAAGAUUCUACCCUGAGGGUGAUUGACACUGAUUGCUUUAUACGUGGACAUCGAUGUCGUUAGACAUCAGUAGAAUCAACGGGGGGUUUAGGGGGGUGGGCUUGCAAUGAGAGGAAUAUGACGUACGGUCUAAGUUCGCAAGAGGCGGGAUAAGUGUGGCCGCUGUCACUGUAGUUUGUUUGACCGCAGACAAAAUAGAGGCAGAACGGGCAGAACUCAUCGCCAUCAUUUUAAAUGUUGCUAAAAUGAUGCAUCAUAUAGUCCGUUGCAUUCACAACAUCCGAAGCAUCGAUCGAUGAAAGAUUGGAGCAUGAGUUGGAGACAAAUAGAAGUAACGACAAAGAAGAAAGGUGUCGCGAACGACACCUUGCGUUACCGGAGAAAGGGAGCGUAUAUUUUUGCUUCAUUUCACAUAUAACACUUAGACAAAUGUAGUUGAUUUCUGUGUUUAUCUGAGAAAACAGGGAGUGCAAGGACGGGACCUUAUAAUGUUCAGUUAUUACUGACUGUUGUCAGUAAUAAUAAUAAAAAAAACAUUUUCUAAACA